This is a messenger RNA of Morus notabilis, 2135 nucleotides long. RefSeq names its product ribulose bisphosphate carboxylase large chain. The transcript has a single exon. Gene Ontology annotation, biological process: carbon fixation. The record is from RefSeq and is a predicted model, not a curated record. Gene Ontology annotation, molecular function: ribulose-bisphosphate carboxylase activity; magnesium ion binding. Lineage: Eukaryota; Viridiplantae; Streptophyta; Magnoliopsida; Rosales; Moraceae.
UGGAAUUCGAACCCAAACUCCAUUUACCUUUUUUUUAUCUCAUCGGCUCUUAUUUCCUAUUUCAACAUAUUGAUUUAGGUCUAUUAUCUUUUUUUUUUCUUUUUUAUAUCUAUAUACAACAUAUAUUACUGUCAAGGGCGAAUUUCUUAGAUAUUUCGAUUCAAAAAAAGGGUAAGAGAUUAGAAACUUGAAAAACAAAGAUUGGGUUGCGAUAUACAUAUGAAAGAGUAUACAAUAAUGAUGUAUUUGGCGAAUCAAAUACCACAGUCUAAUAACGAACCGUUCUGAUCAGUUGAUAAUAUUAGUUGAUAAUUUUGUGAAAGAUUCCUAUGAAAGGUUUGAUUAACUACUAAUUUAUGUCGAGUAGACCUUGUUAUUGUGAGAAUUCUUAAUUCAUAAGUUAUAGGGAGGGACUUAUGUCACCACAAACAGAGACUUAAGCAAGUGUUGGAUUCAAAGCUGGUGUUAAAGAUUAUAAAUUGACUUAUUACACUCCUGAAUAUGAAGUCAAAGAUACUGAUAUCUUGGCAGCAUUUCGAGUAACUCCUCAACCUGGAGUUCCCCCUGAAGAAGCAAGGGCUGCGGUAGCUGCUGAAUCUUCUACUGGUACAUGGACAACUGUAUGGACUGACGGGCUUACCAAUCUUGAUCGCUACAAAGGUCGAUGCUACACUGGAGAAGAAAGUCAAUUUAUUGCUUAUGUAGCUUACCCUUUAGACCUUUUUGAAGAAGGUUCUAUUACUAACAUGUUUACUUCCAUUGUGGGUAAUGUAUUUGGGUUCAAGGCCCUGCGUGCUCUACGUCUGGAAGAUUUACAAAUCCCUAAUGCUUAUAUUAUAACUUUCCAAGGACCACCUCAUGGUAUCCAAGUUGAGAGAGAUAAAUUGAACAAGUAUGGCCGCCCACUAUUGGGAUGUACUAUUAAACCUAAAUUGGGGUUAUCCGCUAAGAAUUACGGUAGAGCAGUUUAUGAAUGUCUUCGCGGUGGACUUGAUUUUACCAAAGAUGAUGAGAACGUGAAUUCCCAACCCUUUAUGCGUUGGAGAGAUCAUUUCUUAUUUUGUGCAGAAGCAAUUUAUAAAGCACAGGCUGAAACAGGUGAAAUCAAAGGACAUUACUUGAAUGCUACUGCAGGUACAUGUGAAGAAAUGAUCAAAAGGGCUGUAUUUGCCAGAGAAUUGGGAGUUCCUAUCGUAAUGCAUGAUUACUUAACAGGAGGAUUCACUGCAAAUACUACCCUGGCUCAUUAUUGUCGAGAUAAUGGUCUACUUCUUCACAUCCAUCGUGCAAUGCAUGCAGUUAUUGAUAGACAGAAAAAUCAUGGUAUGCACUUUCGCGUACUAGCUAAAGCCUUACGUCUGUCUGGUGGAGAUCAUAUUCACUCAGGUACUGUAGUAGGGAAACUUGAAGGGGAAAGAGAAAUCACUUUAGGCUUUGUUGAUUUACUACGUGAUGAUUUUAUUGAAAAAGAUCGAAGUCGUGGUAUUUAUUUCACUCAAGAUUGGGUUUCUCUACCAGGUGUUCUGCCCGUGGCUUCAGGGGGUAUUCACGUUUGGCAUAUGCCUGCUUUGACCGAGAUCUUUGGAGAUGAUUCCGUACUACAAUUCGGUGGAGGAACUUUAGGACAUCCUUGGGGAAAUGCACCCGGUGCCGUAGCUAAUCGAGUAGCUCUAGAAGCAUGUGUAAAAGCUCGUAAUGAGGGACGUGAUCUUGCUGUUGAGGGUAAUGAAAUUAUUCGUGAGGCUAGUAAAUGGAGUCCUGAACUAGCUGCUGCUUGUGAAGUGUGGAAGGAAAUCAAAUUUGAAUUCGACGCAGUGGAUACUUUGUAAUCCAGCAAUUACUUACUGUUCCUUUUCUUAAUUGAAUUUUGACUUGAAAUUAAACUCGGCCCAAUCUUUUACUAAAAGGAUUGAGCCGAAUACAAGGAUACUAUUGUAUAGAUUUUUGAUAGAUACAUACUUAAUAUACAAGAUCUUAAAUACAAAAUAUAAGACGAAAGAAUUGAAAUCUUUCUAUUAUUAUGUUGGAUUCACAAUUAAUCCUAUGGAUCCUUAGGAUUGAUGUAUUCUGUAUUGGUGUAUUCUUUAUUUUUUUUAUUUAUUUUAUAUUAUUUCUAUUUUUAUUAUUUCUAUGUA